ACGUCAAACGCGUCUUGACCUACUUGUUGCCAUGGUAACCCACAGAGAUCGAAGGGGACCCUCAAACAGUCUAGAUUAGCUAGCUAACUAGCUAGCUGGCUGGCUAAAUUGAGCCAUGGCUAGUUCACAGAAAAUCAAAAGCUUUUCUUGGCGAACCGAGGACGAGGAGAGCAGAACGACCAUGUUUGAUGUGUGUCACGGGGAAGUGAGAGAGAAGAUCGUGCUACAGCGGCUGAUAGUGAUUGCUCGGCUCCCCCCCGAUGCUGACCCGACAGAAGUGGGAGCUUAUUAUGAAAAACUCAACUUUCGGCUGAGCAAACAGUACAUAUGGGAUCACAUGACGGGCCUGCUGUUAAUUUAUCCAUCCUGUCUGCUGCAUGUCGUUGAAUCAUCCAGGGAGGUUCUGGUUUCUGUUUUGAAAGACCUUAAAGACACGCAACAACAGCCAGACGGCACCUUGCUGGAAGCUGCCAAGGUUGUGUUCAUGGCACAUAACCCUCCGAGCAGGCUGUUCCAACAGUGGAGCUACAAGGUGCUCGGUGCAGACCUGGGACGGAUGACUAAGGGACGUGAUGAAGAGGACGAGCGCACGGAGACUCUAGUUUGUACUGUCCUGUCAGCGCUGCAGAACCUGGGCGAACGUCUUAAAAUAUCCAAGGCUGUCCCUGGGUCAGGACUGGACACGUCUCCGGAGGUCUCUCAGUUUGUUGAGAAUGUCUCUCAGGACGUUCUCAAUAAACUUUUGGCUCGAGAGGAGCUCAUGACUCCGCAACAACACCUCCAGAUGUUCAACUCCCCAUUAAACAUCAGCAUGGACUUUGGACAAGUCAUACGAAGCGGCUGCCUCACUACAGUUUAACACUUUGGACAAAAGGUCUGAGGAUGUGUUUGGCCUUCAGUAAAGCACCAUGGAUGUGACUGAAGGCUUCCAAGCAGAUAGAAAUCACUGUGACAGUUUUACACCAGCAUUUAAUAAACUACAGCACUUCUUUUUUUGUUGUUCUUCAAUAUCUUUCUUUUUUUUAAAAUGUGUUUUAGUGAAAUAACAUGUGACACAAUUUAUUUAAAAAGCACAGAAAAUCCAAGUAAUAUAAAAACAUUUUUAAUAGUUUCAACAUUCGGAUGAGGUUAAUUUUAUUUCUAUCUUACUGUACACUGUGUUCCACUUGGUGACCGGGAGACAGCGUGUCCAAGAAAAGGCAUUUCCUCUUUAAUCCAAACUUUAAAGAGUCCACAGUGUCACGACAGCUCGACACAAAGAACUUUCAAGUCCAAAAAGUCUCGUACUUGAUCACUCAUGUGUUCCCUUUUUUAUUUUGGCCCCCAUUAGUUGGAAGUUAAACUUAAGCAACACAAAAAGAUGACUGGACAUGUACUUGCAAUGGCAGCAUGCACCACAGUGUAUUAUUCUACCAACUGGACGAGGAAACACAAACCUGUUUGCUGUAGGAUUUCAGUGUAAAGUCACAGGAACUUUUCAAGAUAUUUUAAGUCCUUUAAAAAGGGCGUUGAUUUCCUGACAUUGUUCUCUGUUCAGAGCCAGAUGUGCUUUUCUUAUUUGCUAUAUAGAAAAAGAGUGAAACGUGUCAAUGGAACACAGAAGAUACAUGGUAAAAAAGCAGUAAAUGAUGAAUGUUUUAAACAAACCGGUGGCGGAGUCGAUGGAGAGUUGGACUAAAAAAAACGUUGAGGGCAGCACUGAAUUCUUCUUCUUUUAUAAUGGUCGAUCUGUUCUUAUAAAAAAUAAAUACAAGCACAUUUAUAGAGGACCGAAGAUGAGACAUAUUUCAUAGGCAUGGUUAAAAAGCAUGCUGCUGAGUUUCACACGGGACAAUGUCGAAUCAAACACCCCAACUCCCCCUCCCUCCCUCCCUCCCUAAACCUGGUCAUAACACUCAAAUACCCCACCACCUUCUUCUACUGGAAACUAUGUCCACAACACACACAAUCCGCCUUUAUCACGAGCGAUGAGGUGAACAUCGUCUAUCACCGAUACAUUCCACCUAUUCAUGUAAAAAAAAAAGGCCUUCGUACUUUAGUGCUCAAAGGGCAUGCUUGCAAAAGCUGUAAUACUGGAAACUGUGUCUGGAAUCUCUCUCCCGACUGUCUCUGCUCGACAGGGCUAUUGUUAAUAAAGUUGUGUUUGACGAAUA
This is a messenger RNA of Etheostoma spectabile (orangethroat darter), 2153 nucleotides long. RefSeq names its product testis expressed 47 (gene tex47). The record is from RefSeq and is a predicted model, not a curated record. Lineage: Eukaryota; Metazoa; Chordata; Actinopteri; Perciformes; Percidae. The transcript has 9 exons. Bases 116 to 859 code for a protein of 247 amino acids.